AUGAGUGACGAAGAACCUGUGGUAGAUCUUCAUGAAGUAGAAUAUUAUCACGAUUUGAUAGAAGUAGAUGCAAUAGAAGACGUACCUGUUAGUAUGGGGAGUUUUAAAAAAAAAAAGCCUCAGAAGCGUAGGAAGACAUCGGAUGCUUGGAAUUAUUUUGAUCCCCCUCCUAGUACGUGUCCAAAUGAUGACAAGCCGCAGGUCAAAUGCAAGUAUUGUGAUGCUACAUACGUGGUUCUAGGUGCAUAUGAUGGGUUGAAAGAAAUUGAUAGUGCUCUCCAUAAGGUUCGUGAGAGUGUUGAGUAUGUUAAAGGAUCACAAGGGAGGAAAAAGAGGUUUCUUGAAUCUGUGAAUCAAAUGUCUUUGGAUGGUAGAAAAGGGUUGAGACAAGAUGUUCCAACUAGAUGGAAUUCCACAUUUCUAAUACUUGAGAGUGUUGUUUAUUAUCGGCGUGCUUUUUGUCAUUUAGAGUUGAUUGAUUCUAACUUUAAGCAUUGCCCUGGUGUACUUGAGUGUGAAAAGGUGGAUAGUAUUAGAACUUUCUUGGCUUGUUUUUAUCAUGCUACUUGUGACUUUUUUGGAACUAAGUAUCCCACAACCAACUUAUAUUUUCCAUCAGUUUUCAUGAUCUAUGUGACCUUGAAGCAACAUAAAGAGAGUGAAGAUGAAUAUAAGAGAUUAAUGGCAAAUCGAAUGCUCUAUAAGUUUGAAAAAUAUUGGUCAGAAUUCAGUAUAGUGUUGGCCAUUGCAGUUAUCUUGGAUCCUCGUUUCAAGCUUCAUUUUAUAGAUUUCUGCUAUAAGAAGCUUUAUGGAGAGAAUAGUUCUAGAGAGUUUUUGCUUGUUCAUGCUAAAUUAUUCUCUCUUUUUAUGGAAUAUAAUGGUAUGUUUCCUAUAACUUCAAGCACCAUAGCUGUUGAAAAACAUGAGUUUGAUACAUUUGAAAGGGAUGAUGUUGGUAUACAAAAGACUCAAAUAGAACUUUAUUUGGAUGAACCUAGGCUGGAUAGGAAUGCGAAAUUGGACAUUCUUGCAUUUUGGAAAGGAAAUGAAUUUCGUUAUCCUGAUGUAGCUUGUAUGGCUCGUGAUAUUUUGAGUAUUCCCGUUUCUACAGUUGCCUCAGAAUCCACUUUUAGUGUUGGUGGGCGUGUAAUUGAUCAAUUUAGGAGUUCGCUCAAGCCAGAUGUCGUUGAGGCACUAGUUUGCACUAGAGAUUGGUUAUAUAGAGAGCAAUGUUCUCAAAGAUACAAUUUCAACUCUGAAAGUGCAGUAAGCCAGUAA
Messenger RNA from Alnus glutinosa, 1278 nucleotides. Its product is annotated as zinc finger BED domain-containing protein RICESLEEPER 2-like. Bases 1 to 1278 code for a protein of 425 amino acids. The record is from RefSeq and is a predicted model, not a curated record. Gene Ontology annotation, molecular function: DNA binding; protein dimerization activity. Lineage: Eukaryota; Viridiplantae; Streptophyta; Magnoliopsida; Fagales; Betulaceae. The transcript is spliced from 4 exons.